AUUCUAGAUCAUAUUUGCAGCUACGCACCAACCGUGCCCUCACUGUGUUCCACAAAGUUGGAAAGCCAAGCAAAGAACUAAGAAUUCUUAGGAGAAAAAUCAUAGGAAAAACUCCAAUUCGAUUGAUUCCACAAUAAAAAAAGCAUCCUUGACUUUUGAUGAAGACCAUCAAAACAUUGAAACAAACGGCAAAAUGACGAGUGCAAAUCAUUCUCACAACAAUUCGGGUCGCCAUGACAAAUUCUGUUGGAAUUGUCAUAAAAAAAGCUCAAACAUAUCAUGCCCGAAUUGCUUUCGAUCAUUCCACGAAAAGUGCCUGAAAUCGACCGAUGCUUUUCGUUGGAAUGGCAAAGACAAGUCCCUGGUGAGCUGCACAGUUUGCACGGUCAAAGAAAUGUCAAAAGAAGCUUGCGUCGGCAUGCAAGGUCUUUUAAAAAUGCUGAAGCACACGAUGGUCGACAUUCUAAACAAUUCAGACUUCCGCAUGUUCAAGGACUUAUCAGCAUGGAAGACGAUAGCAAAUUACUGCGAUGACGUCGUCAAUCCAAUCGAUUUGGACGAAAUUGACCGAAAGAUUUGUCGUGAGCUCUACAAUAGCUUCUAUGCAUUCCUCGUUGAUAUUGAUUGCAUUUACCACAAUUGUUUCGUUUACUAUGGCGAUCGUCACGAGUUCACUAAAAUCGCUAGAAAAAUGUUUGAAAUAUGUACACGUGAAACUGAAGCCAUUUCAAGUUGUGCCGAAUGUUACGAGAACAAGCACUUGCAUCCAAUGGAAUGGCGUACAAUGACAUGCAACAAGCCACAUUUGGUUCUAUGGGCGAAACUAAGUCGAUCGUUAAAUUUUUGGCCAGCUAAGAAAGGAUUUACACACUGGCCAGCAAAGUUAAUAAGCAUCGAUGACAAUUCAUUUAUCAAUCUCAAAGUCAUUUUUUUCGAAUCAUCCGAAUUUGUUGAUAUUUCGGCACUUGAAUGCUGGGUUUACUCCACAAAAGAUGCGACUGCAUUUAAUCAGCGAUUCUACAAUCCAAAUUACAUUCAUUUUGCUUUGAAGGAGGUCGAUUUGUAUGGAAAAAAUAUCGAGAAGAAAUAUGGGCGUUUCCAGAGCGAUUUGGAAUGCAUUCAAUUUGUUCGAGAACACCUGAAUGAUCACAUGGCUGCAAUGUUUCCGGACUAUGACGGUUCAGUGGAGGUAAUGGUACCCAGUCAAACUCCACCAAUUGACGAUGAUAUCGUUGAUGAUCGUCCAGCAAAACGGCCACGUUUGUCAACUGAUACCGCCGAAAAUCCAAAUGAUGGUUCGACAAAAGCUGUCGCAAUACUUAAAAAGUACAUGGAAUUCGCCGAGCGUGAAAUGACGGAACUCGAAAAAGUCAACAAUUCAAAGGCCCAGCAAAUAAUGAAUGAAUUGAAUCGUUCAAAAGGAGCACUUGCUGUUGCCCAUGAUGUUAAUCGGAAAUUGUCUUCGGAGCGGGACGAAGCAAAGCAAGCGGUGUUUAAAUCAAAGGAAGUAGCAGCAAAAAGUGCAGAAUUGAUCAAGACAAUGAAGGAGAAAAUCGAAAAUUUGGAGGAAAACAAUGGGGUUUAUAGACAAAAGAUGGAUGAAGCAAUAGCGGAUAAGGAACGCGUUCAAAAAGAAAAGAAAAUAGUCGAAGAAAACUUGCAGAAGGCAACACGGGAUCAUAACGAUGAAAAGGAGGCUUUGAGGACACAGAUUAGCAACGAAGGCUUGAAUAACUUAUUGAAACUGCAAAAAAAGUUGGAAAAGGAGCACAACGAAGAAUUGGAUAAACUUCGCGAACAACACGAAAUAGAGUUGGAGUGCGAGAAAAAUCGUAUUUCAAUUGAAAACGAAAAAUGGAAGGCGGAACAACAACAAAAAGUGAACAAUUGGAGGAAGAAAAUUCGCGCCACCGUCGACGAAAAUUUCUCAUUUUAAAGUGGAUUGAAUUUAAUUUUCAAACCAUUUUGAUCGAUUUAUGAUUCUUUUUAUGAUUCUUUUUUUCUAAAUCAAUCAUUUCAUUUCCAAUCAAAUAUUUUUUUCGUUAGCUCAAGCGGAAUCUUAUAUUCAAAAUAUCCAGAAUAUUCACAACUUUUUGUGAUGAAUGAAAUCCCUUGCGUUGGCCUUACAAUACCCGUGUGAAAAAGAAAUGACUGACUGACUAUAACUUCAGUUGACUUUAGUUGAUUGAAUUUAUAUUUUUGUUCUAAGAAAAUCACUUGGUCCCAAAUGAAGCAACUUAGAUUGACUUGUAACUUCAAAUGAUUUCAGUUAACUAUGAUAGACUUACACUACACUUUGUACUGAAAUGUUAAUCAAAGUAAGUCAUUUUUGUCCCAAAUUAGUUAACUGACUGCUCAGUUACUAUUUUUUCACACGGGUAAGAAUACUUUCAAAAUUGAAUCAAAUUAAUGGGUAAUUCGAAUGUACGAACCAUUUUGUAAGACUCAUACAUGUCUAACGAAAUUCAUAACCAUAUGAAUUAAAAUAAAUUCAAUAGAAAAAA
Messenger RNA from Sitodiplosis mosellana (orange wheat blossom midge), 2504 nucleotides. Its product is annotated as MYND-type zinc finger-containing chromatin reader Zmynd8-like. The coding region runs from base 194 to 1936 and encodes 580 amino acids. The record is from RefSeq and is a predicted model, not a curated record. The transcript is spliced from 6 exons. Lineage: Eukaryota; Metazoa; Arthropoda; Insecta; Diptera; Cecidomyiidae. Gene Ontology annotation, molecular function: protein binding.